GCUGUCUCCAGUGGGUCUGGGUUAACGUCUUUUUUCGAUCGUUAAUCAAGAUAAUAAUACUCAAAACGAUAGCGAUACAUAAUAAACAUUAAUUAAAAUCAAAAGUGCCCAGUGAGUGUCUUACUCAGUUUUCAGGUAGGCACUAGGCGAUAUGAAAAUCAGUUUGUAUUUUUUCCUAUUUUAUGUGUGUAAUACGGCAUGCAAUGGCGAUAAAGAAGCCGAAGAGGAGGCGAGCAGGAAACGGAUACUUGACCAAUUGACGAAAACACGCACAGUGAUACUGGAUGACUACCAUUUGGUCACUAGGCAGAUAGCGACCGAUGUAUAUAUGUACAGAAGCUACCGCACUGUGUCUGUUGUGUUUUAUCCCGUCAGGAAAGACGUUAGCGAUGCACGCUUCACAUUCCAGGCUGAAGAGCUUCAUUUAAAUAACAUUGGCAGGUGCGACCCUCAAGAUGUCAUAAUCAACAUAAAGCACGGCUCCUACCCAGCCGUGAACCCUGACGGGUACCCCUUCCCUAAAGACUUCGUGGACCCGGCAACCAGGGACAAUAUACACACGGUGGAACUGCUGUCGGAUGGCAAGAAUAAGUCUUACAGUAUAACCCACCCCAAGCCUGGUUCUUGGUACGCGCUGGUGUAUAGGAAAUGGGAGGAUCCUAGGACUCAGAAGGUUGAGCAGCAAGGUCUCGUUGCCGACUGCCACACAAUCUUAUACACGGACCUGCAAGUGAAAAUAGACGAUGACAUCCGACUUAUAGACUGUGAUCAGGGCAUCACCAUCUCCUACUCGAAUAUUCCCGCCACCUACAAGUGUAUGGUCGUCGACAACAUACAGCCCGUCAACUUCAAUUUUACAAUCACGAACACUGCCAGUGCUGACAGAGACGUCAUCUUCCUUGUACAAGCCCUAUACCAACCCACUCUAGAUAAUAACCUCCUCUCUUGUUACUUCGACCCAAGAGCCAGCAAUGUACACUCAGUUAACUUCAUUCCUCAUCCCAACGCGUGGCAUUACUUCAGAAUAGAACACUAUACCCCCGACAAUGAUACCAAAAUCAAUGACUGUAACAACCUAUACUAUGCCAGAACGGAAGAAGACGAUCUCAGCAAUCAUUCCGUUAUAGACCUUAUGCGCGAUGACAAAGGUCGCUUUUUCACAUUCGACUACGGCUUGCCUACCACUGAUUUGCAAGACGCAACCAGCUUAGUCAAUCUGACCUCGGACGAAGUGAAGUCCUUAAGGUUUCCGGUGACCAAAAUCUUAGAUAUCGGAGGCACUUUAGCUUUGGAAGCUAGUCUGCUUAUGAAAAACUUAAAAUAUUACAUGGGAUGGAAAAGAGAUCGGAAAGGUGUCCAAGGAAAUUUGCUGGCGUUUACGGAGGAUAGCCAGUAUAUGCGAGUUGUGAUCUGUUUGGACAUCGGUCACACGAGCUUGCCCUUAUCGUCCGGACACUGCCAAUACAACGAUCACGUGAAGCCGGCUCUGUUCGUGUUGAACAGCACGGACUCGGAGUCCAUAGACGAUAAAGUGAUAAUUCCUUUUCCCGACGACGGGCAGUGGUAUCUGACGUUCCGUUUGUUUUGCGAUGAAGUCGUCUGUCCUUGUCGGACGUUCGAUAACGGUACAAAGUAUUACGUGAACUCGAGCGUGCUAGACAGGGACGAGGAAGACUUGGGGAACGUGUCGAUGCGAGAGGGGGAGAAGGAUUGCAACGUGACGGUGGUGCUGUCAAUUUCAUCGUCGUCUUGCGUAGGCGGCCGCUGCGGGAACCACGGCAGCUGUUUGCUCAACACGUUCGGGGGACUGAUUAUGUCAUUUUGCUCCUGUACGGCUGGUUACGGAGGCUGGGACUGCACUGACGACUCAAGGAUGGACAGCAGCGUCUCCAUGAUCGUGUCAGUACUGCUCCUGACCCUCAGCAACAUGCUCUUCUUCAUCUCCAUCUACGUGGCCAUCAUCAGGCUGUACUACACCGAAGCCAUGAUGUAUGGGUUCACCAUGGUCUUCUCUACAUUCUACCACGCCUGCGACGCGCCCGCUCAGGUAGCCUACUGUAUAACCCGACCGAACAUUCUACAGUUCGGAGACUUUUACUGUGGCAUCAUGUGCUUCUGGGUAACAUUGCUGGCCAUGGCCAUCAUGGGUGAUAAACUAAGAUCCUCAUUACAACUGAUCGGUGCAAUAAUCAUAGCUUUACUCACUACCUGGAACAUGCAUUCUAUAGUCGCGUUUAUUUUACCUGUGGCGAUUGGAUGCGGAUUUUUAUUAUUAAGUUGGUAUCUAGAUUGGAGAAAGGCUCAUGCGUUAAUGUUCAAUAGAUCGUAUUACACGACUUUUUUGCCUAUAGGCAUAUUUUUGGUCGGUGUAGGUUUGAUCUGCUUUGCUUUCCUUCAGACUGAGCAGAAUUAUAAGAUUGUACAUUCGAUUUGGCAUAUGAUAAUAGCUGCAAGCGUAGUGUUCCUUUUACCGGAUAUAAAACGCGGAGACGAUGUCAACCCAUUCCUGCCCGGCCCCAAUUUCUGGAGACUGCCGUUUUGUAGCAAAUUCAACAGAUCUCAGACCCCUAACACUGUCAAUAGAUCUCAAACUCCUACAACAACGGCCCCGUUAACAGCAGACUGAAAGCGUCAAUUGCCAUCCAUUAUAAAAUGAGCCUUAAGUCGUUUUGCUAAGGUGCAAAUAAAAAUAACGCGUUACUGUUAGUAGUAAUUAAGAUAUAAAUGUUAUUUCCGUUAGUUAUGACAUUCUCCUACUAGUCAACACUAUUUUGAACGAGUACAGAUAUUUUAGUAAUUAGUAUAGCUCUUGAUAGUUAGGUGUAACGUAUUGAAUUCACAUGACAAUAGAUUGAUAGGUAAUAGUACAAUUUUCAUAUAUUUAUUGAAGUACAUGAAACAAAAUGAAAAAGACUGUGUGAAGAAUUAUAAAGAACUAAGUAGAGCCGGACUCGGACAUUGCUAUCGAGGUAAAUCUAUAAUGGGCGAUUGAUGGAUGCUAUAUAUUUAUCACUUACCUAAUUGUUAAACGAUAUUAACCCCUAUGAACGCCAAGAACCCUUAUUGGCGUCGUAAGAAGUCGUGCCCGUGGCGCCAAGAACGCUUAUAAGUGUUAUUUUUUUUAUACCACGACGGUGGCAAACAAGCAUACGGCCCACCUGAUGGUAAGCAGUCACCGUAGCCUAUGGACGCCUGCAACACCAGAGAUAUUACAUGCGCGUUGCCGACCCUUUAAAAACCUGUACACUCUUUUUUUGAAGAACCCCAUACUGUAGCCCCUCGGGAAAACCUCAGCUCAUUCCACAGCCGAAGCGUACGCGGGAGGAAAUUCCUGUUAUGGCGUACGUUGUCAAAGUAACCUUCAACGUUUCCAGUAUGGUUUAUAUUUGCCAGCUUAUGCCAGAAAUAUUGGCGUGUGCAUGACGUUCUUGGGUUCGACAGAUGGCGUUCAAAAGGUUAAGUUCGAGACAUAUGCAAUGUGUACAUGUCUAGAGCCUAAAAAACUUAGUGUACGGUACAUAUUUGUACCUAUAUACUGAAGACUAACCUACAAUGAAAGCUAAAAAUAUCAAUGCGACCAUUGCAUCGAUAUUUUACCCAUAACUGUACAGUGAUGAUGACUGUGGAAAGAGCUUCACCAAAUUGCAACCAUUACUCGCCCAUCAUUGUGUAUUUGGUGCCUUUAUGUCCCUUCUUCCUGGUACCCUUUCAAUGCCCUGAGUCCUGCCCUGGUAAUACGAAACCAACAUACCACGCCCCACGACCCCGUUAGAAAUUAACGGACCAAUUCUGAUGUGAUUUUAUGUGAUAGUGUACCAGAGUAUAUAGCUGAUUUUUUAUUAUUCUGUUUCGAUACUAAUAUUUUUAAUUGAUAUUGAUAACAAGGGAAGUCGAAGGCCCGUUCAAACUUUUGAUAUUUACAGCUACUUUCGUUUCUGAAACGGGUCUCGGUGUAAAUAAUAAAAUAUACAUCCAAGGGGCUAAUAACGCUACAUGCGAAGUACGUGGUGUAGUAAUACAAGCGACGGCAACGCACGGCGGGAAAAGAAUGUGAACUUUCGUGGGACUAUUUGACAGCUGUCAACUCAAUCAGAUAGUCAGUCAUGCACAGAUCGAAAAUUCGUCACGAUGGUCUUAGAGAUGAGUAUCUUUAGGGUUAACCGCUUAGGGCCACUUGCACCAUCCUACUAACCCGGGGUUAACCGAUUAGGCCUGGAGUUACCAUGAUUACCAGUACAAUUUGACACUGGGUUAACGGUUUAGCCGGGUACCCCCGGGUUAGUGGGAUGGUGCAAGUGGCGCUAAGUGUAACUGUUGGAUAUAAAAAAAAAUUACUGAUACUUCUGGACAAUAAGACUGUAGACCAUUCAAGUAAAAAUAUUAAAGCGUGGUCUUAAUACGACCUUAAUAUGUAAAUCUUAUUGAAGUACCUAUGUUGCAUUAUGUGCAUUGCAAGUAGGUAAAUCUACGUUUAUUUCAUGGCAAACGCACAAUUAAUUUAAAAAAAUGCAAUAUAUAUGACAUGUGACAAUGACAUUUCGCACAAGUUCUCAUAAACCUGUUGGCACAAGCCGGGGUUCGAAGCCACGACCUCAAAUUAGAAAGCAGCAAGCCUUACCACUUUGCUACCAACGCUCCAUGACGAAUUUUGGUAGUAUAAGAGGGCUCGUAUAAAUUACGUAAGGUGCGUUGGGGUAAGAUUGAAUGGGUUUUUCAUGAGGGCUAAGACAAAAAAU
Cydia strobilella is the source of this 4736-nucleotide messenger RNA. RefSeq names its product post-GPI attachment to proteins factor 6. Lineage: Eukaryota; Metazoa; Arthropoda; Insecta; Lepidoptera; Tortricidae. The transcript has 4 exons. The coding region runs from base 152 to 2626 and encodes 824 amino acids. The record is from RefSeq and is a predicted model, not a curated record. Gene Ontology annotation, cellular component: membrane.